AUGGUCGGCAAUAACGAAGACUUCCCUUCUUUGGACGCGACAAUGACCAACAAAAACAACAUCACUCUCGUCGUUCCUUCCCCCAGCAACACUGCUUCUCAUCCUCAUGACGGUCUCACGGCGUCUCCCUCCUCAGAAGAUGCCCGUAACAACGCUACGCCCCAUUCCACCACCGGGGAGACCCCAUUUUGGUUCACGUACGGGACAGAGGCCGUAAUUCCCAUCAAGGUAUAUGUGCCCACCAGGCGAACCGAGGAGCCCCUCAACGAGGAAAUGAACUGGGAAGCUGUCAGAGAGGAACUUGACCUGAUCGAAGAGGUCUGGUUGGGCACAGCUUUACGCAAAGCAUCGCUCAAACAUAAUAUCGCUCUGAGAUAUGACACGAAAGUCAUCAAACGAGAAUUUGAAGUGGACAGUUUAGUGCUUAAGAGAAACCACAAGGAUUCUCGCGAAGGCAAGCUGGCCGCAAACUGGGAAGGCCCCUAUCGCGUCCGGUCAAAGACCAAAAAUAGAGCGUACUACUUAGAAAAUCUACAAGGAGAAGAACUUGCUCGACCUUGGAACGCUCAAAAACUCAAGCAGUAUUACAGCUAG
This is a messenger RNA of Vicia villosa (hairy vetch), 594 nucleotides long. RefSeq lists its product as uncharacterized. Bases 1 to 594 code for a protein of 197 amino acids. NCBI's taxonomy places the organism in Eukaryota, Viridiplantae, Streptophyta, Magnoliopsida, Fabales, Fabaceae. The record is from RefSeq and is a predicted model, not a curated record. The transcript has a single exon.